GGGUCUCUAAACAGAAACGUCGUGUGAACGGCGCGGUUACAUAGAAAGUUUACGAGAAUACUUGGUCAUAGGAGUAAUUUACGCGUGUAAACUUUGGUAGUUUGUGUCGGAUUAUUACAGGAUUGUCUAAUCCUUUUGGAUUACAAACAACUUUGACAGGAUUUGAGGAUGUCUCUGCCUAAGCGGGAGGUGGAGGAGUUGAGACCCUGGGUGGAGCGGACUGUGAAGAAGGUGUUGGGUUUCUCUGAGCCCACUGUGGUCACUGCAACUUUACACUGCGUGGGAAAGGGGCUGGAUAAAAGGAAGACCACAGACCAGUUGCGUCCUUUCCUCGAUGAUUCCGCAGUAGGUUUUGUGGAGCGGCUUUUUGAGGCUCUGGAGGAGAGCCGCAAUUCCCGUGGUAACAAAGGAGCAGGCGAAAAGAACCGCAAGAAAGAACUAAAGGAUGUCUUUGGAGAGGAGGUCGACUCAAGUGCCCUGAAAGAAACUCCCAAGGCGGUAGAUGGGACAGCUGUAAAGCGAAAGCGAGUCCCUCGUUUUGAGGAGGUUGAGGAGCCUGAGGUCAUACCUGGAAUUCCAUCUGACAGCCCAGGCAUGCUCACCAAAAUGCAGAUCAAACAGAUGAUGGAAGCAGCCACAAAACAGAUUGAAGAAAGAAAGAAACAGCUGAGCUUUACACCUUCAUCCACCACUGCAACAGUGGAUGCUGCGACAGUCACUCGGCUCACUAGUGGUGGAGCCUCAUCUAUCGCCCCCUCCCAGGCUGCCAGCUUUAUGAACGAUGCCAUCGAGAAGGCCCGCAAGGCAGCUGAGCUACAGGCCCGCAUCCAGUCCCAGUUAGCUAUGAAGCCAGGAAUCCUUGGGACUUUGGGGAACACUGGGCCUCAAAACUUUGUUGCACUCGCUAAUCUACACGCAAUGGGAAUUGCUCCUCUGAAAGUAGAAAUUAAGGAGGUGAACAAGCCGACGCCUCUUAUUUUGGAUGAGAAGGGCAGAACCGUUGAUGCUACCGGCAAAGAGAUUGAACUCACGCAUCGUAUGCCAACGCUCAAAGCUAACAUACGAGCUGUAAAGAGGGAGCAGUUCCGUCAGCAGCUGAAGGAGAAGCCCGGGGAGGAAAUAGAGUCCACGUCCUACUUUGACCUGCGGGUACCUAUGGCACCAGCUCAGCGUUCUCGCAAAAGUUUCAAAUUCCACGAUCCAGGACGUUUUGAGAAGAUCGCUCAAAGAGUUAGAACAAAGGCCCAGCUGGAAAGGCUGCAGAAUGAGAUCGCCCAGGCUGCGAAGAAAACAGGAAUCCAGGCUUCUACCAAACUGGCACUGAUUGCUCCCAAAAAAGAGAUUGAAGAAGGAGAUGUGCCCAGUAUCGAGUGGUGGGACUCUUUCAUCUUGCCCUAUAAUAUAGCAGUAAAUCCAGAAACAAAAUUUGAAGAGUUUGAAUUGUUUGGCGUAACCAACCUUGUGGAACAUCCGGCCCAAAUGAGUCCUCCAGUGGACAGUGAUAAGCCGGUAACGCUGGGUGUGUACUUAACAAAAAAAGAACAGAAGAAACUAAGAAGACAAACGCGGAGAGAGGGGCAAAAAGAAGUGCAGGAGAAGGUCCGUUUGGGACUGAUGCCUCCACCAGAACCCAAAGUACGUAUCUCCAACCUCAUGAGAGUCUUGGGGACAGAGGCGGUCCAGGACCCCACGAAAGUCGAGAACUUUGUGAGAGAUCGGAUGUUCAAAAGACAAAAAAUCCAUGAGGAGGCCAACGCAGCUCGGAAGCUCACAGCAGAGCAGAGGAAAGAGAAGAAGGUCAAGAAGUUAAAAGAAGACCUGACUAAUGGUGUUCACAUCGCAGUUUACAGGAUCCGGUAUUUGCAAAAUCCUGCCAAGAAGUUUAAAGUUGAAGCCAAUGCAAACCAGCUGUACCUAACGGGAACAGUUGUUCUGCACAAAGACGUCAAUCUUGUUGUGGUGGAAGGGGGCCCUAAAUCCCAGAAAAAGUUUAAGAAGCUGAUGAUGCACAGAGUCAAGUGGCAGGAACACAAUUCUAAAAGAGAUGAUCCAGAUGGUGACGACGAUGCAAAGAGGAACAACAAGUGUUGGUUGAUUUGGGAGGGAACGGCAAAGGAGCGUAGUUUUGGAGAGAUGAAGUUCAAGCAGUGCCCCACUGAGAGCAUGGCCCGAGAACACUUCAAGAAGCACAGCACGGAGCACUACUGGGACCUGGCGCUCAGCCACAGUGUGUUGGAUGGCACAGACGACUGAAACCUUCCAGUAGAGCGCCUCGUUCCUGUUGGACUUUUCUCAUAAUCAAGCUUGCAGAUCCACAGCAAACCGUCCCUUCUCACCGACUACUGAAAGGGGUUAAUUAAGAGACCUGAACGUAGUAAAAUGGAUGAACAGUCAAUGUUUUGUGAGCAUGAGACGGGGCGUGUGGAGCGAAGCAUGUAGGUCUGCAUCAGUGUUGAUUUCCUUGGCGAUAUAUAGGCUUUUCUGUCAUAUUUUUUGUCGACAGAUAGCGUGAUGUAAAAACUUCUCUCAAGACUACGUGAGAACAAGGAAUUACUGCUGAUAUAUCAUUUUGUGACCUGGAUUCAUCAUUAUUUCUUUUUUGAGUUGAACAAUUUAAAAAGCACCCCAUCAACAGUUUGCACAGCUUAUGUGCUAAAAUGAAAACCUGGAGGCGUAGGCACCUUUCAGGUUUCUACAUGCAUUUUUCUUUUGGAGAAGAGUCUUUGACUCCGCUGUUUCUGUAACAGUAGUCACUGUCUGAA
This is a messenger RNA of Nematolebias whitei (Rio pearlfish), 2762 nucleotides long. RefSeq names its product PRP3 pre-mRNA processing factor 3 homolog (yeast) (gene prpf3). Gene Ontology annotation, cellular component: U4/U6 x U5 tri-snRNP complex. The coding region runs from base 169 to 2253 and encodes 694 amino acids. NCBI's taxonomy places the organism in Eukaryota, Metazoa, Chordata, Actinopteri, Cyprinodontiformes, Rivulidae. The record is from RefSeq and is a predicted model, not a curated record. Gene Ontology annotation, biological process: mRNA splicing, via spliceosome. The transcript is spliced from 17 exons.